This is a messenger RNA of Pseudocercospora fijiensis CIRAD86, 678 nucleotides long. RefSeq lists its product as uncharacterized. NCBI's taxonomy places the organism in Eukaryota, Fungi, Ascomycota, Dothideomycetes, Mycosphaerellales, Mycosphaerellaceae. The coding region runs from base 1 to 678 and encodes 225 amino acids. The transcript is spliced from 2 exons. The record is from RefSeq and is a predicted model, not a curated record.
AUGUUCAGCCAGGAGUUCAUCCUCGUCUGCGCUGGACGCUCUUGCUCCGAGAGAUAUAUGGACCUCGAAGUGCUCUCUCACUCUGUCACCGACGAUCCCAGCCAGCACAUUCCAUGUGAGGCCGUGUCCCUUCACGCCAUAAUCCAUGUCGAGGUCGCUCAUGCACUCGGCGUCUCCGCAAGCCUUGCUGGCGCAGCUAUACACGUCGAGGAAUGCGUGGCACAUCUCGUGCAGCAGCGUGCCGGUAAUAUGGGCUGCAAGCGAAGUGCAGCCAUUAUUAACCACCGGAUAUGGAUCAAUCUCGAUCAUCACUUGAUGUCCCCACCCGCUCGUUCUUCCACAUACAGAUCCUGGCCCAAGUGGGCUCUCGGCCUCAUCGCCUGUGCUGUCGUCACCGGACGAUGGGCUGGCGGAGUCUGCAUUGUCGCUCAGUCGCAGAAGAUGUGUCGAAUGGAAGCGGUAUCGAUCGUGGAAGCGUGGAAGCGUAUCUGUCUGCGAGCUGAGCGUGAGGAAGAAGUGAUGCUGUGCGGCAAAUGCCACUCUAUACCCAAGCUCACCACGACCGUUGAGCCUGCAUAUUCGGCCUCUACCGUGGCAAGAGCAGCAGCUCAGGCUCCAUCGUCUGGCCCAGAACUCCUCACGAUAUCGAAGCUCAUUGGAACAUGUACGGCACGGUGA